AUGAAGAUUCCAACUACCCAGCAGCUCCAACAGUUACAUGUCUCUCUUGAGCAGGGUGAUUAUGAGCCCGUAGCAACUUAUGACUCUACGAAAGCCACGUAUCUCCAAGAUCAAGAAACUCUUCAAGAAAGCCUGUUGGGUUUAUGCUCCGCCAACGGAUGGCAUAAAAGUUCUAGAGCAGCAUGCUCUCCCCGGCCGAUCCUCGUUAGCUCGGAGCACCAGCGGCGAUGGAGGGAGCUUCAUGAAGCUCUAGUCCUAGCUAUAACCGACAUUGUGGAGAGAUGGUUAACAGACACCGAGGCUGGAUUUCCGGAACGGAUGCCUUUGGAGCCGGAGGAGGAAGAUCUACUGCGCUGGAUUGACGAGCAAGUGCCUCACAACCUUCCACGGUACCGAGACUGCCGGGGCUCAUGGAGACCCGACUUCCUCGUGGAAGAAGACACCAGUGAUGAGAGCUCGGGGCCUGUCGAGGGCUUCCGUAUCAGUGAGAUCAAUGCCCGUUUUUCCUUUAAUGGGUUUAUGUACGUUGCUUGUGCGCAAAAGGCAAUGCAUGACAUGGGUGUUUGCGACCAUGGUAAUGGCCUGGUAAGCGCCACGGAUCCGGCGAAGAUCGUGAAUGGCAUUUUAAGCCUCUUCCAGCCUAACCGCCCAUUGCACCUUUUGAAGGGCGAUGAAGCUGGAAUUGACAUCCACAUGUUAGUGGACUUCCUCAACCGUUAUCUGGGAAUAAGUCCUCGAUUUGUUACCCCUGCAGAUCUGAGGCUAUUGCCCGACCCGCAGGCAAAGGGGGGCUACAAGCUCUGCUGUGUGGUUAAAAGCCCGGAUAGCUCGCAAAACUCCGAUGCUUCUUCACUUAUUUACCAUAAUGGAGAGUGCUUGGAGGAAAUUCAUCAGGUCGGUCUGGAGCUACACCAGCGAGAGAUCAGUGCCUUGGGGCCGGAAAUGCUCCGGCAAGUGAGCCUCAGAUGCUUUAACGACCUGCGUACCAUUUUGCUCGUUCACGAUAAGAGAAUGCUUGGAAUCGUCAAGCAGGAACUUGACCAUUUAGUGGCAAGAGAUGUUCUUACACCGUCCCAAGCGAGAGUUCUCGACAAGGGCAUCCCAGAAACAAUUCUCCCUGGGUCUUUAGAGCUCGACCAGGCAAUUGCUAACUGCAAGGAACUGCCAGGCCUAAAGGAUGAAUAUCUUCUCAAGCCUAUCCGGAGUGGAAAAGGUGACGGGAUCGUGUUUGGUGAGGAUAUGGACUCGAAGGAGUGGAUUUCAAGACUGGAGAACCUGCGGUCCGCGCAAUCCCUAUCCGGCAGUGGAACCUGUGUUGUCCAACGCAAGGUCAAGCAGCCUUUGUACGACGUGGUGUUGAGGCCAACGGGUGUCAAGACUAGAUAUCCGCUUAUUGGAACUUACCACUCCAUCAAUGGAGAGUUUCUUGGAGUUGGGGUUUGGCGUAGCAGUGCGGAUCGUAUCUGCGCGAUCAGUCAUGGAGGUGCAUGGACGGUUUCUGUUAUGCACGAUGAAUAG
Molecule: messenger RNA, 1518 nt
Organism: Aspergillus nomiae NRRL 13137
Lineage: Eukaryota; Fungi; Ascomycota; Eurotiomycetes; Eurotiales; Aspergillaceae
Exons: 3
Coding region: 1-1518 (505 amino acids)
Source: RefSeq, a predicted model, not a curated record